GUACCACGCAGCUCGCGCUGGCUGGCUGGACAUCGUGCGCUUGCUACUGGAGGCCGGCUCUGACCCCAACGUCGCCCAUAAGAUGAGCGGAGAGAUGCCGCUGAUGAUGGCGGUGAGUAAGGGCGAGGAGGCGGUGGUACGGAUGCUGCUCUCACACGGCGCCGACGCCAACGCCGCGGAAUCGCAAGGACAGACCUCUCUGUACCACGCAGCUCGCGCUGGCUGGCUGGACAUCGUGCGCUUGCUACUGGAGGCCGGCUCUGACCCCAACGUCGCCCAUAAGAUGAGCGGAGAGAUGCCGCUGAUGAUGGCGGUGAGUAAGGGCGAGGAGGCGGUGGUACGGAUGCUGCUCUCACACGGCGCCGACGCCAACACCGCGGACUCGUACGGAUGGACCUCCCUGUACCACGCGGCUCUCUUUGGCCGGCUGGACAUCGUGCGCCUGCUACUGGAGGCCGGUGCAGAUCCAAACGCCGCCAAGACGAAGACUGGGAAAACGACGCUGAUGAUGGUGGUGUCGGAGGGUGAUGAGACGGUGGUGCAGAUGCUGCUCUCACACGGCGCCGACGCCAACGCCGCAGACUCGUACGGACACACCGCCCUGUACAACGCGGCUUGCUCUGGCCAGCUAGACAUCAUGCGCCUGCUACUGGAGGCCAGUGCAGAUCCAAACGCCGCCGAGACGCAGACCGGGAAGACGCCGCUGAUGAUGGCAGUGAGUAAGGGCAAGGAGGCGGUGGCACGGAUGCUGCUCUCACACGGCGCCGACGCCAACGCCGCGGACUCAUAUAGAGAGACCACCCUGCAUAUGGCGGCUCGCUCUGGCCAGCUGGACAUCAUGCGCCUGCUACUGGAGUCCGGCGCGGAUCCAAACGCCGCGCACUUGUACGGACAGACCUCCCUGUACCACGCAGCUCGCUUUGGCCGGCUGGACAUCAUGCGCCUGCUAAGCGGGGAGACGCCGCUGAUGAUAGCGGUGAAGGAGGGUGAUGAGGCGGCGGUACGGAUGCUGCUCUCACACGGCGCCGACGCCAACGCCGCGGACUCGUACGGAUGGACCUCCCUGAUUUACGCGGCUUGCCUUGGCUGGCUGGACAUCAUGCGCCUGCUACUGGAGGCCGGCGCCGAUCCAAACGUCGCCGAUAAGGAGCACGGGAGGACGCCGCUGAUGAUGGCGGUGAGUAAGGGCAAUGAGGCGGUGGUGCGGUUGCUGCUCUCACACGACGCUGACCCCAAAGCCGCGAACUCGCAUGGACAAACCUCCCUGUACCACGCAGCUCGCUCUGGCCAGCUGGACAUUAUGCGCCUGCUACUGGAGGCCGGCGCCGAUCCAAACGUCGCUGAGACGAAGAGCGGGGCGACGCCGCUGAUGAAUGCGGUGAGGGAGGGCGAGGAGGCGACGGUGCGGAUGCUGCUCUCACACGGCGCUGACGCCAACGCUGCGGACUUGUACGGAUGGACCUCCCUGUACCACGCAGUUCGCUCUGGCUGGCUGGACAUCGUGCGCCUGCUACUGGAGGCCGGUGCCGACCCCAACGUCGCCCAGAAGAUGAGCGGAGAGACGCCGCUGAUGAUGGCGGUGAGUAAGGGCGAGGAGGCGAUGGUGCGGAUGCUGCUCUCACACGACGCCAACCCCAACGCCGCGGACUCGCAGGGA
Molecule: messenger RNA, 1657 nt
Organism: Priapulus caudatus
Lineage: Eukaryota; Metazoa; Priapulida; Priapulimorpha; Priapulimorphida; Priapulidae
Product: putative ankyrin repeat protein RF_0381
Exons: 2
Molecular function (GO): protein binding
Source: RefSeq, a predicted model, not a curated record